UACUUCGGAUUCAAAUUCCUUUGAAAUCAAAAUCAAAUUAAAAAAUCAAACAAAUCAAAAUGGCUACUCGUAUUGCAAGAAACAUUGUAAAAAAGGUUCUCUCAAGAGAACAAAUGGAUGGUGAUGGCGCUAGAGUUUACCGAAGCAUUGGAACCCACGCUCUUCGUAAUUUGGAUCCUUUCUUGAUGCUGGACGAAUUCGAUGUCAAGGCACCAGGCGGAUUCCCUGAUCAUCCUCAUCGUGGUUUUGAAACUGUCACUUAUAUGUUGGAAGGUGAAUUCUUACAUGAAGAUUUUAAGGGACACAAAGGUCGCAUUGGUCCUGGUGACUUACAAUGGAUGUCCGCUGCCAAGGGUAUUGUUCAUGCCGAAAUCCCAGCCAACAAUAGUCGAGCACAUGGUUUACAACUCUGGGUCAAUUUAGCUAGAAAGGACAAGAUGGCCGAGCCCAAUUACCAAGAAUUACCCAAGGAAAAGGUAGCCCAUACUUCGCCUGAACCUGGUGUUGAUAUCAAAGUAAUUGCUGGUACUUCCAAUGGUACAACAAGUCCUGUCAUUACACGCACACCUACAAUGUUUAUUGAUGUCAAGAUGCAAAAAGGUAAAAAGAUGGAACAAGAAAUUCCUGCCAAUUAUGCUGGGUUUAUCUAUACCCUUGCUGGAUCUGCCAAAUUCGGAGGAAGUGAACAGGUUGCUGAAGCACAUCAUACAUUGGUAUUGAGUAAUAAUGAAGGCACAUAUAUUCCUGUUGAAUCUUUAGCUGACGAUACACAUUUUGUUAUUAUUGCCGGUCAACCAAUCAAUGAACCUAUUGUGCAACAUGGACCAUUUGUGAUGAACACAACACAAGAAAUCUAUCAAGCUUUUGCGGAUUAUCAACAUGGUCGUAAUGGUUUUGAAGGGGCUCCUGAGUUUGUUUCUUCCAUUCGAGACAAAUGGUAAAAAAGAACGAUUUUAGAUACUUUGUUUUUUUAAUAAAUAAAGCGAUACCAUGAGAGUUUCUCACUCUGAAAUUCAUGCAUGAAUUUUCACUAUUCAGC
Gilbertella persicaria is the source of this 1039-nucleotide messenger RNA. Its product is annotated as RmlC-like cupin domain-containing protein. The record is from RefSeq and is a predicted model, not a curated record. Lineage: Eukaryota; Fungi; Mucoromycota; Mucoromycetes; Mucorales; Choanephoraceae. The transcript has 3 exons. Bases 60 to 941 code for a protein of 293 amino acids.